Molecule: messenger RNA, 2661 nt
Organism: Nomia melanderi (Alkali bee)
Lineage: Eukaryota; Metazoa; Arthropoda; Insecta; Hymenoptera; Halictidae
Source: RefSeq, a predicted model, not a curated record
GCAGUUGACUGAAGAUUAUUCACAAAUCCACGGUGUCUCAAGUCGACCACUCUUCAGAUAUACCUCUCGUUCAAACCGAUAUCCUUGUUAUUCAUUCGCAGACAGUUAGACCAUUCUCAUCUCCGACGCCUGUUUCGUUCCGGGCACUGUCCCACGCGUGUAGCAACACUACGUUGAAACAUCCUACCUAUAUACAUAUACCAAACAGAUAAGUGAACAUUGCAACGAGUGUUCUAUUGUUUGGAUCUUAGUCAGCCCUGAGGAAAACGCGUUAAUUAUGCGAUGACCCGAUUAUACACAUUAUGUACUAUUUAAAAUAUGGUACACUGGCAGAGAUCACCCAUACGACCUUCAAGUGUGCUGUAACAAAUAGAACACACAAGAAAGGAGGACGGACAGCAUCAGCGGUAAAAUGUCGAUGUCGACAAAAGAGGUACUACCGGAUAAGCCGAUUCAAGAAAUCCGCGUCGAUUUGAAGCAGACAGUUCCGUCGGGGAAAUUGAAGAGUCCUACUAGCAACUGUUUCGAAUGUAAAUUAGAUAAGGAGAGUAAAGAAACAAAAGUUAAGACUGAGGAAAAAGAACAGUCGCAGAGUCAAAGUACCACGUGUCCGAAAGUGGAGAAACCGAAAAUCGAGGCAGCGAAACCUAAAGCUACCGAGGCAGAGAAAAGUAAACGGAAAAUAGAAGAGACGAUGGUGAAAAAAGUGACUGAAGUUGUGAGCACGAAUCAAAGCAAACCAGCGAAAUGCAAAAUGACCCCGAUCGUCGGGCACUCGGAUGAACAGAAGCCAACAAAUGUUGCUGUUCCACGGAAAUAUCCACCUUUGUCAAAGCCGUUGUUAAACGUACGUCCCAUCGUAUUGGCGACUCACUUAGUGCCCUCACUACCGAUCGGCUUGUUCGAGGUACUCGCGGAAGCAAUAGAAGUUGCAACUGAAAAGCCGGUUGCACUGAUGUACGAGCCUAGAAGUCAUAGACCAGUCGCAAAAGAUGUCGUUGAUAUCGCUAUCCUACCAGCAAAUGAAGAGUGGGAGGACGGUGAACUUCUACCCGCAAGUUUUUCUUUCAAACACCACUUAAAUAAGAAUAAUUCACCCUGUGUUUACGCAGACGUUAUAGUUGCAAGUGACCGGGCUGCACAUGUUGAAGACAUUAUAGAUCUCCGUGGUCAUCGGUGUGCACUGCCAGAUCGUAAAAAGAAAAUUGGGGCAGCAGCACUGAUAUUUAAUUACUUGUAUACUAGAGGCGAGAAUCCAACUUUCUUUGGUAACACACUGGAUGCUGACACACAAGUUGCUGCCUUGCAGAUGGUUGCAGGGAAACAAGCAGAAGUUGGAAUUAUAGAAUCACCUGUUAUUAAGUGUCAGAAGAAUCUACUUCCAGGGAUCGAUUCAGUUCAAAUCUUAACGAGUCUGGGACCUUUACCACCUUAUCGCAUCAUGGUAAAGAGGACACUUUCGGAUGACCUGACCAAAAAAAUCACAACUUAUUUGCUAAAUGUACACCAAGAUAAAGAAUGGGUGGACAAAUUUGCUUCAUUUGGCAUUACAAACUUUGCAAAAAAUUCUAUGGAAUUUUAUGAUCAAACUGAUGUAAAAUCUGUAGUUACAAGUGUACCAUAUUACUAACACUUAUCUUCUUUUUAUUCAAUUUUAUAGUAGAUAUACACACUCACAUCAUUCACUUUUUUUUUACAUUUCUUUACUUUUAUACUUUUCACAAGUUAAAAGUUUAAUAAAUACAAUAUUUUAAUAAUAAUUUUAUACAUAUAUACAAGUUAUUCUAAAUUAUAUUGUCUACGUAUUAUCUAAUAAUAUAUUAAUUAUUAAAAGUACAUAAUUUGUAGAUAACAGUAAGGACCCAUUAAAUGCUUACAAUUUUGAGACUGUUAAUAAAAUUUCAAGAAAUAUUUUAAACGAUUCUCCACUAAUGGGUUCAAUUUAAAUUAUAAAUGAUGUGUACAUUUCUUUUAACUAUAUAGGGACAUUUACAAUUUAUAAAUAUUUAUAUCAGAUAAUUCAAAACAUGUAUCAUCUUUUCUAAUGGAAAUAGUCUGAAAAAGUAAUAAAUUUAAUUCAACUAUUGAAAUUAUUUCAAACAAAUUAAGAAAUUAUAUGUACAAUUAUUUUUUCAAUUAUAUUUAUAAUAAACUAAACUUAAAUUUUUACUAUGAACAAUACUAUAAUUUUAUUUCAUUUGAAAUCGGUGCAAGCAGACGUAAUAAUAAACUAUUGAUUUCGUUGACAAACAUUUACAUUCCACAUUAUGUCCACUUUGUACAGACAAAGAAAAUACUUUAAUAACUUUACUUACACCAAUUGGGAGUUUAUAUAAACGCUAUAAAAUAGUAUUUUCGAAACUUUAAGAUAAACGUUGUAAACAUAUAUCGGAGGAAGGUGUAUUUCGAAAUGUAUCAAAUUUCAAAUUGUACAAAAUAAUACCAAAGCAUUUCCGCUGGACUUGUAAUUAUCAUUAUUAACACAAUAAAAAUUAAUUAACACAUUUGAGACUGGUAACGUAGUCCUGCAUCAUUUUACAAUUUUAAGGAGAAUGCCAGUCACAUAAUUCUACGUCAUUUCAAAAUCCGUAGCUAAAUAUUGAUAAGAUAGUUUCAUUAUAUACUUUUUAUAUUGAUACAUUUAAAUAGCAGUCUCACUUA